Saprolegnia diclina VS20 is the source of this 357-nucleotide messenger RNA. RefSeq lists its product as hypothetical. The transcript has a single exon. Gene Ontology annotation, molecular function: DNA binding; zinc ion binding. NCBI's taxonomy places the organism in Eukaryota, Oomycota, Saprolegniomycetes, Saprolegniales, Saprolegniaceae. The coding region runs from base 1 to 357 and encodes 118 amino acids. The record is from RefSeq and is a predicted model, not a curated record.
AUGGCGCCGCCCAGCGCCUGGUCGCAGUACAAGGAGGCGGUGCUGCAGGUCGCCACGACGUCCACCGCCACGUGCCAAGCGUGCAGCGCCAAGAUCAGCGCCGGCCAACUGCGCCUCGGUGUCAUGUACCUCCACGUCGACGGCUUCAUGCUCAUGGAGUGGGUCCACGUCUCGUGCGAGCCGUCGCUGCCCGCCGCCUUCGACACGAUCUCGUUCAUCGAGACAGGCGUCGACCCGGACCACGCCAAGCGCAUUCUCAGCUGGGUCUCGAUCUGCAAGACCAAGCCGUCGACGGCCAAGGAAAUCUACGAGCUCGAGACGCACCAGAUGAGCCGCAGCCGAAAGAUGACCGCCUAA